This is a messenger RNA of Pundamilia nyererei, 2962 nucleotides long. Its product is annotated as nucleoporin nup211-like. The record is from RefSeq and is a predicted model, not a curated record. NCBI's taxonomy places the organism in Eukaryota, Metazoa, Chordata, Actinopteri, Cichliformes, Cichlidae. Bases 8 to 2962 code for a protein of 984 amino acids. The transcript has 39 exons.
AAAAACCAUGGCUGGUGGUUCUCAAUUCAUUUGGAUUCCGCUCCUCUUCACCUGUGUACUCUGCACUUCUGAUCCCAGAGCUGGCCACAACAGGUUGGUCAGAACUGGGAAUCCCGACUUGGACGCAAUCCUUUCCAGGAUCCUUCUAUCCACUGACUUUCAAAACAGCCCUGUAAAUGUGACGUCAAUUGUCAUCAAAACUUGCACCGGUGUGAAAGAAACUUUGGAGGUGUUACAAAGGAAACUUCAGCAGGCGAAUCACCGUUACAACCAACUCGGUGACGAGGCCUUUGGGCUGAGGACAGAGGUCAUACAGCUGAAAGUGGAACUUGCUGCAUGCAUGUCAACAGCAUCGUCUACAUCUGGCACGUACCAACCCAAUCUGCAGCUCAAAAUGAAGCAGGUGCUGGAGAAGCUUGAUGGUGACACACUUCUCCUUUUUAAAAUAAUGACACUCACCAGGGAGGUGAGCACUUUGCAGGAGAAGACCAAGCUUGCUACUAAUUCUAACAGAACUGCAGACGAAAUCGCAGAGCUGCAGAAAGAGCUGGACAAGACGACGGCUGAACUCAGAGAUCAGAUACAGGAAGCUGAAGAAAGCCUUUCAAAUGCAACUCUCAUACUUCAGAUAAUCUCCCUGCAGAAUCAGCUCUGGGAUUUACAAGAGGCAGAAACAAGAGGGGGAAAACCAAACUCUGGGAGUUCAAUUGGCAUGACUCUGGUGAAAGAACAGCUCAACAGGAAGAUCGUUCUGCUGCAAGAAAAAGGAGAUGGCUACUCUGCUAAUUUGCUGGAGCUGAUUUAUGUGCGCACAAAGAUUGCAGAGUUGAAGAGGAUGAUCAUCAAUGCUAUUGAGAAAUCCAAAACCUUCGCCGCUGAUGCCAGGAAGCAAUGGAUGCAAAAGAUUGAUCUCCUCAGAAAGCUGAUUAUACAGCUGAAAGAUGACGAGAACAACAGGGAACUAACCUUGCAAAUUAUGAGAGUGCAGGCCGAGGUGCUACAUUUUGAACAGCUGAUGAGAAACGCCAAAAACAUCACUGAUUCCCAAAUUCAAGGGUUCCGCGUUUUGUUGGACAGAGAGAAGCAAAGGCAUGACGUUUUACAGAGGCAACUGGAAGCAGUGGAGUAUGUUAAGGCACAGCAGAUCGUGCAAGUCAUCAGCCUAAUAGAAGAAAUGAAAAAGCAGCACCUGACAGGCCAGCCCACCACUGUGCGUGGAGUUACAGAAAAAAAAUACAUCGAAGCUCAGGCCAAAAUAAGAGAGCUGCAGAGGAAACUGCGACUGAAGACUGAAUUAGAUUCCAAAUUUGUGAAAAGAUAUGAGCAGGUGAAGAUCGACUUUGACCGCAAGAUUGCUGAACUGAACAGAACCGAGGACUUCCAACCAGCUCUCAUUGUAAAGCUGAUGAGCCUGCAUGAUGAACUCAAGUCUUUGAAGGAUCAGAUCUCUCUCUCAGAAGACAAAGACUUGACCUCCGCGCUACGGAAACAACUGGAGAGAAAACAAGAAGAACUGAGCUCAGGAAUUGCAGACAUAGAACGUCUGACUUCUAGCCCAGGAGCAAUUUUAAAGAUCCUUGAACUGCAACAUGAGUUAUGGACCCUUCGGAACAAAGCCACCAAUGGAACCACAAGCGAUCGAGAAGAGGAGUUACAGGACAGACUUGACGGCUUCAUCGAUGAAAUCAACAACAGAGCCGGUGAAAACACAAAACUGAUUCUGAAAAUCAUCAGUCUGCAAAGUCAGCUGGAGCACCUGGAGACGCUGCUGUCACAAACCUACAAUUCAAACUCUCCAAGCAUGGUGAUCAUAAGGAACACUCUAACAGAUGAGCUUACAUUGAAGAGAGCCGAGCUACAGAAAUAUAUCAAUGAGCUGAAUAACAAGAAUCCGGCUAAUGCCAGAUUAAUUCUGGUUAUCGCUGAACUCUACAAACAUCUCAAAAGAAUUGAAAGAGAAAAUCGUGACGAUAACGCAGAAUCCUCUUUAACAUUAACUCUCCUUCAGAUGUUUCUUCAAAACAAAAACAGGGAAUAUGCUCUUAUGAAGGAUAAAUUCGCAGAGUUGGAGAGGCAACUGCUGUUAAAGACACAUGAGUGCUCUGGACUCGAACAACAACGAAACCAGCUGAAGACUGAAGUUGAAGAUAAGAUUGCAGAACUGAAAAAAACGAAAGACUUCAAAACUGCUCUGCUCCUGAAUGUGAUCAACAUGAAGGCUGAAGUGAGGGCUUUGAAGGAGCAGAUCUCAAACUCAAAAGAUCCAGAAAUCAUCUCACAGCUGCAGAUGCAACUGGAGAAGAAGCAAGAUGAACUGAUUACUAAGACUGCAGAAAUGGAGGACUUGCUUGCCAACCCGAGAGUGGUUUUACAAAUCGUUGAGCUCCAGAAUGAGAUAUGGGACCUGCAGAACAAGGAUGUGAAUGGGACAGCUGGUGACCGGAUAAAAGAUCUGCAGCAAAGCCUGAAUGACAAAAUCAAGGAGCUGCAGUCCAAAUCGAGCUCUGUUACUUCACUUGCUCUACAAAUUUCUACAUUAACUCAGCAAGUGGAGCAACUGAAAGCACAAAUGAACAACUCUGUGUCCAAAUCCAAGGUUGAUGAGCUCCAAAAAGCCAUAGAUGGAAAGAACGAGGAGCUGGACAAACUAACAAAAGAGCUGAAAGAGAGAAGUACUCAACCACAACGACUUCUGCAGAUUAUUGCACUGCAAACAGAAAUCGAGAAACUGGUCACUGUGGCUGAAAAUGAUACAGAUGACGAGAAGAUUAAAGAUCUGGAAGAUCAACUGGAGGCCAUCAGGAAUGAGAUACAACAAAAGACAGACCUGCUGGAUAGAAAAGAUAUAAAUAUUGCUAAUCUGUCUGCUCAGAUUAUGGAGCUUCACGAGCAAAUUAAGCCACUGGAAAAUAACAUAGCAGCCCUCAAAGAGGCUCAUACUAAGAGCCUUGCAGGAAACUAA